Cylicocyclus nassatus is the source of this 394-nucleotide messenger RNA. NCBI's taxonomy places the organism in Eukaryota, Metazoa, Nematoda, Chromadorea, Rhabditida, Strongylidae. The record is from the annotation of a GenBank genome assembly.
GUUUGAGAAUCUUCAAUCAUUCAGCUGUUACCGCGAUGAAGUGGUUCGCUUUCAUCCUACUGCUCAUUCAGGCAGGAUGGGUUUCGUCCUGCAUUUUUGACAAAGUGGAGAGGUUGGAAAGCGUUACUUUUGAAAGACCUGUGGUUGACAACAUCAACGAAUGCUUUGCUGCGUGCUACGAGAACGCGAUAUGUAUUGGAAUCCAGUAUUGGAAGAACAAAAAGGAGUGCCACCUGUUAAACGCUGGAGAUACUCUACACCGUACUUUGAAUGAUGGCAGCGCCGUUGUCUACAGCCUCCUCCGCGACGACGUGGAUCCGACGUGCCAAACAUUCCUGAAUGUUUGAGUGUUGAAAAGCUGAUCGCAUGUCAUAAGUUUUUGAAGUGUUUUCUG